AUGGCGGCAGUUCAAAACUGGCUGGGUGCAGUGCUGUGGUAUGGUGCGACUGGAUGGCAUGGCAUGAAUGGGGCUGAUGGGACGCGUUCAACGGCAUCUCCGUCCGUGGCUGAGUGCAGGUUGGAACGUACCAGAUGCCACGUAUCAAGAGCAAGGACGCAAACUGUUUCCGGAAUCGUCGAACGGGACCCUGCGAAUCCUGAUUCGUCGUUCGCGACUCAAAAGACGGAUUUUGCUCCGGUUGCCGGAGGAUCGAGUCGCAUGCUGCCUGGUGUCACAUGCGAAGAGCAGUUAGACGAAGAUGACGAUGACUUAACAACCGUCGUUCAUCCAUCUCCCAAGCGUCAGCGGUCUGUAGAGUCGAUUGGCUGUAAAGAGACUAUUGUUACUUCUCCUUGCCCGUCGGAUGCCAGAAACAGCUCCCCUAAAUCGCAACCAGCACGCGAUAUCAAUGAUCCCGGCGUUGUGAACAAGGCAACGGCCGUGUACGAUACGGAAAUAUGGAAUAAUCUUCUUCUGAAGGAACAGCAAGUUCAGUCUUCAUGGGGGUACAUAGGUUUGUCCCAGAAGAACCUCUUACCUGAUCACAGACGCAUCAUGGUCAACUGGCUCGUCGAGUUUGCUGAAGAGUUUGAGCUUCAAUGUGAGACGUUGUCCCUUGGAGUGAGCAUUCUGGACCGUGUCCUGGCUGAAGGGCCUCCAGUUCAAACUGGUGAUCUUCAAUUGCUAGGAACUGCCUGUAUGCUCGUUGCGGUGAAGUUCCAGGAGUCGCAGCCACCAAACAUGGUUCAAUGUUGCUGUCAGGCAGCAGAGGGAAGCUUCACUCAAGAACAGGUGCUGCAGAAAGAGUUUGAUGUGCUGAAGACAAUCAAGUUCGACUGUGCUAUGCCGACCGUCCACACAUUUUUGUGGCAUCAUCUGAAGGCGGUUGAUGCUGAUGCCAAGCUGGAACAGAUGGCCGAUUACAUUGCGUGCUCUUCAUUGUUGGAGUAUGAUCUUCUCAAGUAUCACCCAUCCGCAAUCUCAGCAGCGACCGUUCUGCUUGCUGCAUCAGUUCUGAAAGGCACAUCAUGGGCUUCAAGCAUUCAGUUUUUUGUGGGAUACAAUGCCUCGAGUGUUGGAGACAUCAUCAGGGUUCUCCAGCAGGGUCUAGCUGCGCCUCCUAAACCCACUCUAAAUGCAUUGAAGACGAAGUUUGAAAGAGAGCAACACCUCGAUGUGGCCACGUUACUUCAUGAAAGCAUCGCAAAUAUAUGCCCUAUACGCCCGCCAAAUGGCUGUGGCACAGCCUAG
Closterium sp. Yama58-4 is the source of this 1293-nucleotide messenger RNA. The record is from the annotation of a GenBank genome assembly. Lineage: Eukaryota; Viridiplantae; Streptophyta; Zygnematophyceae; Desmidiales; Closteriaceae.